AUGUUAGAAUUUCCAAAUCUUCAAUGUUCACAAAAUGCAGUAACAGCUGCAGGAAAUCUUAUUAUAUCUAUUCAUAAAAUGACGACACAAACACAAAUAACACAUGAAAAACAACUUGUUCAAGAUGAAUCCGAUCGUUUAUUAGCUGAUUUAAUACCAAAUUUAUGUAUAAUUAUAAAUACAUCAACAAGUCGUUCAUUAGCACAAAUAGCACUUGAUACAAUAAAAAAUAUAUUAGAAGAAGUUAAAUUAGAUAUGCUUAAACAUAUAACAUUAUUGGAAAAAAUUGCUCACUGUGUUCAAAAAGUUCUUGCUUAUAAAACAAAAUGUCAACAAGAAAGUGAUGAUGAAAAUGAUGAAAAUGCUGGUGGUGAUAGUCGAGAACAAGAUGGCCGAGAUGAUGCUGAAUACGAUGCUAUGUUAAUAUCAACUGGUGGAGAUCUUCUACCAGUAUUAACAUCAAUUGCAUGUACUGGUAAAGUUCAAUUUUUUCCUGGUUAUUUAUCAUCAAUUAUACCAAAAUUACAAAAACGACUUAGACAUCAAGCAAGUGUAUCCGAUAGAUCGUUUGUUAUUGGUGUACUUGCUGAAACAGUACAAAAUAUGAAUGAAAUAUUAGUUACACCAUAUUUACAAUCACUUUUUACGAUGUUUUAUCAAUAUUUACUUGAUGAUGAUGAAGAAGUACGAACAAAUGCAUGUUUUGGUAUGGGUGUUCUUUGUGCUGUAGCUAAUCAACAAUUACUUAGUCAAUAUGAAACAAUAUUAAAUCGUCUUUCUCAAGUUUUAAUUAAAGAAACAAAUCUACGUAUGAUUGAUAAUAUUUGCAGUUGUCUUUGUCGAAUGAUUGUUGUAAAUCAAAAAUUAGUUAAUAGUUUUCGUAAAAUUUUUACAAUGCAAAAUAAUCAAACAAUUAUAUGUGUCUUAGGAGAUUCAAAAAUUAAUGAGGAAACAUAG
Molecule: messenger RNA, 957 nt
Organism: Rotaria sp. Silwood2
Lineage: Eukaryota; Metazoa; Rotifera; Eurotatoria; Philodinida; Philodinidae
Source: the annotation of a GenBank genome assembly